CCUUGGAAUUUAUUUUGAUGAUGUGCAUGGUUGCUCGAACCGGAAGGGAAUUGCAGCGAUACGACAACCUCGGCCGCCGCCAAGUUGUCGGCUGCAUUCCCUAUAGAUUCAAAUGUCGCACCGACGGAACCAUUACUAAUGAUUUGGAAGUUCUUGUCAUCUCCUCCCAGAAAGGUCCUAAAAUGAUGUUUCCUAAGGGAGGUUGGGAGAUUGACGAAUCCAUAGAGGAAGCUGCUUUAAGAGAAUCAAUUGAAGAAGCUGGUGUUUUAGGCAACGUUGAGUGUGAGUUGGGGAAAUGGUACUUCAUAAGCAAAAACCAUGGCACAUUUUAUGAAGGUUGCAUGUUUCCUUUGCUGGUCAAGGAAGAGCUCGACUUUUGGCCUGAGCAGCACGUCCGCCAAAGAGCAUGGAUGAAUGUGAAAGAAGCAAGGGACGUUUGCCAGCAUUGGUGGAUGAAAGAAGCCUUGGACAUUCUGGUUCAAAGAGUCAACUCUUUGUAGCACCAACAACAAAGCACCAAAUCUCUCUAUUUUCAUU
Hibiscus syriacus is the source of this 537-nucleotide messenger RNA. Its product is annotated as nudix hydrolase 18, mitochondrial-like. Gene Ontology annotation, cellular component: nucleus; cytoplasm. The record is from RefSeq and is a predicted model, not a curated record. Bases 18 to 500 code for a protein of 160 amino acids. The transcript has 5 exons. NCBI's taxonomy places the organism in Eukaryota, Viridiplantae, Streptophyta, Magnoliopsida, Malvales, Malvaceae. Gene Ontology annotation, molecular function: pyrophosphatase activity.